This is a messenger RNA of Cydia strobilella, 2913 nucleotides long. RefSeq lists its product as uncharacterized. The record is from RefSeq and is a predicted model, not a curated record. The transcript is spliced from 2 exons. NCBI's taxonomy places the organism in Eukaryota, Metazoa, Arthropoda, Insecta, Lepidoptera, Tortricidae. Bases 56 to 586 code for a protein of 176 amino acids.
CGCGCCGCACGCACGCCGGUUCUCGCGACGAUCGAAACUUUGUUGUGUAGUGAAGAUGGUGUUGACCGACUUUCUGACGGAGACACGAAGGAGGUGGUUGAAGGCUUUCAAGCUAUUCAAACGGAGCAAAAGCCGCAAGAGCGCCCGCAAUCGCAUCUCGCCCCUCGUGCGCUCACCAUCUUACUCUGGCACUGUCGACGCUCGCUCCGAGAUCGACAUCCAACGCUACUGCCCUUGCAGAGCCUCCUUGCCACCCCUCCACAUCCCAAGCGAAAGCAUCGAUGGAUACAGCAGCUGCAAUAGUUACGACAGCUCACGAAACGAAAGUUUACGCAGCUACGAAUGUGGAUACAACUGCGCGCGUUCAGACUCAGCUUAUGAAUCCGCCAGAAGCAGCCCAGCUAGAGCACCGGUCUGCUAUGCCACAGUCACAUAUUUUAACGUUAACGACAGCGAGGAUAGCAGCAGUAUCAGAACAGAAUACACACUAUUAGAUUAUGAUGCGGAGGACAGAGAAAUGGAAGGAACGGAGGAGAGAGCGCAGAAUCUUAUCAACGAAAGCUUGGAGCUAGUUAGCACUUUAUGAAUUGGUUUUAGCUAAGGUAGAUUUUGUAUGAUAUUAUAGUGUUUUGUUUUGGAUUAGCUUUAAAAUAGUUUUAACUGUGGUGUGCUCUUGAUAAAUAAAUAAAAAAGUAAUUUUCAACGAAAUGUACUGCAAUGGACUUUAAAAUAAACAUAUGAAAUAUGAACACAAUCUAAGGCUUUAAAGUAAACACGCCACGGUCAACUAACAUUAUAUCAAAGAAACAAAUUAAUUAGUUGUAUUUGACUGUUUUGUGUAGGUAGAUAUAAAUUAAUGUCUGCACAUUAAGUUAUUAUUAGUAACAAUAGAGAAGCCAUACCAAACAAUGAAAUUGUCGCAAUCGCAACCUGUACCACGAGACCAAAACGUCGUAAGCGCCGUAAAAUUCAUGGCGCUUACGCGUUUAGGUCGCGAGACUCACACUCCGCUUCUAUAGUUUGAUGUCAAAACAACAUCAACUCAUGGCGCAAAAUACUGGUUCUGUGUGCCGGUUCUAUACGUUAGUAAUAAUAGUUUAAUGUGUCUGCGUAACAAUAGUACAUUUCGAUGCUAGUGCGGAAAGUAUGUCAUUACUUAAGUAUGUCAUGACAUAUCCGCACGUGUAUCGAACGACGUUUUUUAAUACAGCUGCGAAAAAAUAAGAAAAGCAAUAAGUAUUAAGGAAUGGAAUUCGAAACUUUUUAUAUUAUUAAUUCUGUGACAUCAUUGACAUUAUGAAGAGGUAUUUUUCUAGCUUUAUUCGACUAGAAUAGAUUUUGUUAUUAUUAUUGAACCCAAUUCAAUGAAAGUUUUUUUUUUUCAAAUGCAUGUUCUAUAAGACAGAAACAAUUGUAAAUAUUAAAACAUUGUACUAUGAUUACCUAAAUAUCGUUAUUUACGAUUAUUUGUGUAUCGUAUAUUUAUAAAAACAAUAUCGAAUGUUGCCUUUGGAAACUUAAAACAUUCUUGCAGUAAGAAAAUACGCCUCUUCUUUGACAGGCGUUCCGUUCCAUUCAGACAAAUUAUUAAGAACGGUUUUUCAACAUUAAAAAAUAAACGUGUUAUAAUACUUAUAAUGAUGAAGAGGUAAGUAAUAAAAUAUGAAAUAUGCAUAUUUUUCGUAUUCUUACAUUAACAGUAGGUUUUUAUGUUGAUUACGACGUUUAAAGGAAACUAAUAAAUAUAUAAACUAUAAAUAUAUAAAUAAAUAUAUAAAUAUAUAAUAAAUAAACUAACACUCAUUAAUAAGUAGUCAUGAAUUGGAACAAGUAUAAAUUAAAAAAAAAUGGAAAAGUAAAAAGCACUAGUUCGCUAAAACCAACUUUCCGCACGCUAAACAGCCACGAAAAGUAGCACUUUUUGAGCAACUGUAUUAAAAAAUAAUGUAUAUAAUCAGCCUCUGACGAAAUUAAAAAAUAUAUAGUUAAAAGUUCACUGGGAAAUUUUGGACUAUUAUCUUGUAUGGCUUGGCCUGAGGAGGCUAGGAACUCUAAAUAAUGAAUAAAGAAAAUUUUAAUUUGUUAGCUGAUUGUAUAUUGCGUCUACCAAAGUUUGUGUGAUAUCAUAAAAUAUAAUUAUAUGUUAGUUAGUAUAAAUGACGUCGACCAGCUUGCCGUUCAAUACCAUAUCAUAAAUAAUAAUGAUCAUAAAAUUCUACAUUAUUUUAUACAAAAAACCGACAAUACCAGAGCAUUCUGCUGGGGUAUAAUUAAAUAUGUUUUACGAAAUUUGAUAUUUUAAUAUUUAAUUCAUGGAAUGCUUUUUCACCAAAUACAAAUAAUUUUAUACAAUGUUAUCCGAGUAUUUAAAGUUUAUUCGUAAGUUUAAAACAUUCCAAAUCUGAAUAUUAUUAGGAUUUUGAUACACGACUGAGCAGUGCAGUCAUUGUUAAUAAGUAAGUAAUUUUAUAUAUUACGUAUAUUCUAUAUAAUAAUAGAAUAAUAUUCUAUAUCGUUGAUCUCAAUUCAAUUUUAUUACUUGGUCAUUAAAUUUCUCCUUCGUCCCAAUUUGUAAUUGUAAAAACAUAUUCUGGCCAUAAUUGGACCAAACUCUUCAUGACAGAACAAAGUGUGGAAGUGUUAUUAUAUACGUUAUAUUUUAUUAGAAGUUUGACACAAUUUAGAUAUGAUUUUUAAUCAAAUGUAAAAUAUGAAAAGGUUUAUUAUUUCGAUUGUAACCCUAAAGAUAGCAUGUAUUUGAAUAAAUGUAUGUUAUUACUUGAUUUUGUAUCCUAAUUGGCUAAAAUUGCCAAUCAUUUGCGAUUGGGAACGCGACAUAAGCUUGUAUUGAAUAAAUUCCACCAUUUAAAAACAAUGUACGAAGGGGAUUGUAAUAAAUUGAUGUCAUAAUUA